Molecule: messenger RNA, 4002 nt
Organism: Oryzias melastigma (Indian medaka)
Lineage: Eukaryota; Metazoa; Chordata; Actinopteri; Beloniformes; Adrianichthyidae
Gene: clip2
Product: CAP-GLY domain containing linker protein 2
Exons: 18
Coding region: 621-3506 (961 amino acids)
Biological process (GO): cytoplasmic microtubule organization
Cellular component (GO): cytoplasm; nucleus; microtubule plus-end
Molecular function (GO): microtubule plus-end binding
Source: RefSeq, a predicted model, not a curated record
GUCAGAUUUUUAUGAACGUUCGGGAUAAAUAAAGUAAUAAUUAAAGACCGCGUUGAACGGCAGCGUCGGUUCUUUUGAUGUAGUUUUAUUUUGAAGGGCGCACAUGGCGGCCCAGCCUCCGUCCUGCGGCCCCUUUGUUCCGCCGGUGGGUUGAGUCAGAGUGGGGGGGUCUCUGUCCCGCACACCCACCGCCAGCAGAAACCGACAGACUGAAAAAAACUGCGGGAGGGGCGAUUUCCAGGGCAAAGUCGCCCCGGUAAGCGUCAGCACCCGAAGCGCCUUCGGCAUCUCGUUCGGUUUUCUUCGGCUUCAGCUGUCAUUCCGGUAAAAAUGAGCCGGCGGGCUACAAGCUAAUCCUCCGGCGGAGUUCUCAGUGAGUCGGAGCGCUCUCCCCGCCAGCAUCCAUAUUUGCAUCCAGGGAGUGGCAGCCGCCGAAGCCGCCCUUCUGCCCGCCGAACACCUGGACGCCCCGGCGCCUUUUCCAGACGGGAUUUCACGCAGACGGGCAGACAAACAUGGAACCUGAAAGCCUCCACUUCCUCCUCUAGAGCCAGAUCCUCGAGCCUUCACCGCGUGGGCGGAGCUCUGAAGUGCCUCCGCCCCCUUCGUUACGCUGCAGAAUGAACAUGCUGAAGUCCAGCGGGCUGAAGAUCCCCGGCCGCGGGGCCAAACACUCCAGCCCGAUGGGAAGAUCCUCGGUGGGCGGGACGUCCAGCCCCGUGGCCCCUAAAGACGGUGCUCCACUCAAACCCGUCACGCCCACCAGGAUGUCGGAGGAGGGCGACGACGUUUUGGGCGACUACACCGUGGGCGAGCAGGUCUGGGUCAACGGGGUCAAAGCGGGAGUCAUCGCCUACCUCGGGGAGACCCAGUUCGCCCCGGGCCAGUGGGCCGGCGUGAUUCUGAACGACCUAGUUGGCAAGAACGACGGUUCAGUGGGCGGCGUGCGCUACUUUGAGUGCCAGCCCCUUCAGGGCAUCUUCACGCGGCCCUCCAAGCUCACCCGGCAGCCGGUCGGCGAGGGCAGCGACAGCCACUCCACAGACUCCGCCCAGAACCAGCAGAGCGGCGGUCAGCGGGUCGUGGUGCCGCUCAGAGAGGGCCUGCUCAACAGCGCCGUGAAAACCGGGAACGAGUCCGGGUCCAACCUGUCGGACAGCGGGUCGGUCAAGAAGAGCGGAGACAAGGAUCUGCGGAUCGGAGAUCGAGUUCUGGUCGGGGGCUCCAAGACGGGGGUCAUACGCUAUGUGGGAGAAACCGACUUUGCCAAAGGGGAAUGGUGCGGGGUGGAGCUGGACGAGCCUCUGGGGAAGAACGACGGCGCCGUGGCUGGUACAAGAUACUUCCAGUGCCUUCCCAAGUUCGGCCUUUUCGCUCCGAUCCACAAGGUGAUCCGCAUCGGCUUCCCCUCCACCAGCCCGGCCAAGGCCAAGAAGAGCAAGCGGGUGGCCAUGGGCGUGUCCUCCCUGGCCCACAGCCCCAGCAGCUCCUCCAUCAGUUCAGUCAGCUCGGUGGCCUCAUCUGUGGGUGGACGGCCGAGCCGCGCUGGACUGCUGACGGAGACGUCGUCCCGCUACGCCCGGAAGAUUUCCGGCACCACGGCGCUCCAGGAAGCCCUGAAGGAGAAGCAGCAGCACAUCGAGCAGCUCCUGGCUGAGAGGGACCUGGAGCGGGCCGAGGUUGCCAAGGCGACCAGCCACAUCUGCGAGGUGGAGAAAGAGCUGAGCGUGCUAAAGACGCAGCACAUGCAGUACGUCUCAGAGAACGAGCAGAUCAAAGCUGUUCUGGCGGGAACGCAGAAGGAGAAGCUGGAGCUGGCCAAUCAGCUGGAGGAGGAGAAGAGGAAAGUGGAGGACCUCCAGUUCAGGGUGGAGGAGGAAUCCAUCACCAAAGGAGACCUGGAGGACAGGCGCGGUCCGGCCGCAGCAUCCCCGCGGUUGGGUAAGACGCUCAAGCAAACCACAGUGGAGGAGCAGAGUCGCAUCAUGCAGCUGGAGGAGGAGCUCGGCCUCCGGAGAGCUGAGAUCCAGGAGCUGCAGGCGCAGCUCAGACGGCGCACCGAGGACGGACACGUGACCGCCGGGGCCGACGCCCAGCUGGAGCCCGGCCAGGGCGGAGAGGAGCACGCCACGGCGCUGGCGGCCAGCCGACAGGAGGCGGAGAGUCUGAAGGCCGUCGUGGAGAAACAGAACCUGGAGAUCAGUGAGAUGAAGAUGAGAGUCCAGCAGGCCACCAAGGAGAACGUGGAGAUGAUGGACAGCUGGAAGGCUAAGUUUGACACCUUAGUGAGCGACCACCAGAGGUCCCUGGAGGAGCUGAAGGCCUCGCUGAGCCUCGGUCCGGCCGCUCCAGACGGCGCCGAGCAGAACGCCCAGGAGCUGAGGAGCACCCUGGAGGGCCUGAGGAUGGAGCACCAGCUGGAGGUGGAGAACCUGAAAGCCAAACACAAGAUCGAAGCCGCCAUCCUCAUCAAGGAGCGCGAGGACCUCGGCGCUCGCCUGCAGGAGGCCAGGGACCAGCUGGGGAGGCCUGAGACGGACGCCGCAGAGAAGCUGCAGAAGGCGGAGAGGAGGCUGGCAGAGAUGGAGCAGCUGCAGGCGGAGCAGGACAGGAGCGCCGGGGAUCUGCGCGAGCGGCUGGAGCUGUCGGAGAAGAAGAUGACGGAUUACCAGGCCCUCCAGAAGGCUCAGGCGGAGAGCCGAGGAGAGAUCCAGAGGCUGGAAGAGAAGCUGAGGGUGACGGCGAACCAGCUGCAGGCUGCGCAGGCGGACCGCUACACGUCGCACGAUGCAAACGUGAUCGAGGACAACGAAAUCUCAGCAGAGAAGAUGAAGAUGAAGCAGAACAUCGAAGAGACGACAGAGAAGCUGCUGAAAAGAGAAAAAGAAGUUUCUACUCUGACUUCUCAGGUUGAAGCCCUCAAAUCCCAGAUUGGAGCUCUGGAAGGAAAAGUUCGACUGGGAGAGAAGAAGACCGAAGCGCUGGCCAAGGAGAAGCUGCGCGUGGAGGCGGAGCUGGAGUCCAUGACCAAGAAGUCCCAUGAUGCCUCUGGGCAGCUGGUCAGCAUCAGCCAGGAGCUGCUGAAGAAAGAGAAGAGCCUGAACGAACUCCGGGUUUUGCUCCUGGAGUCGCAUCGGCACUCGCGCGACAUGGAGAAAGACCUGAACAGGGAGGUGCACAAAGCCGAGUGGAAGAUCAAGGAGCAGAAACUUCAGGACGACAUCAAGACUCUGAGAGAAAAGCUGCUGGUUCUGGGUCGAGAGCGGGCCUCGCCGGAUCACCGGCGCCACUCCAUGCUGGAUCCGAUGGCUCUGGACUCUGAGGUGAACCGCCUGCGGCAGCGGCUGCUCAACACCGAGGACGCCCUGAGGAACGCCUUGGAGCACAACCAGCAGGUGGACCAGCUGGUCCAAGCCAUGCGCCGACGCCCGGAUAAAAGCCCGGUCCACGGAGCGAACUCUGCCAACGGGAUUCACCACCAGGACUCAGAAGACGGACAGCGCUGACGGAGGCCGGAGGAUCCGGAUCCAGACCGACGGAGGCGACGACGUUUCCACUUCAAACCAAAACCUCUGGAUCAAACGACGAGCUGUUGGAAGAUCGCUGAAAGUAAUAUAAAAAAGGGACGUGGAGAGAUAUUAUCGGUACACCUGCUGAAAACCUUUGAUGCUUUAUCGUAGUUAGGAACCCGCUCUGCAUCCCGGUCCGGAACCCCAACAGCUGGCUCCACAACACCGCGGCUUCCUUUGGUUUAUUUAUUACUCCCUUUCUACAAUCCGCUGUAUGUCUGCAUAAAACUCAUGAAAACUCUUGGAUUUUUCCGUUUCGUCCUGCUGCCGCCGGGAAUGGAAAGGUUUUUAUUUGAUUCAUUAAAAACAAGCAAAAAACCCUGAAAGCAUCCAGAACCGACGGGAGGAACCAGGAAGAGGAACCGCCAACAAACGGUGUGAUGAUGGAGAAACACUGUAAUCCUUUCAGUCAUUAAAGCUUUUAUAUGAAAGA